AUGAAGCGCCUUUCUCGAGUAUUCAGUGGAAGCCCCAAGGCUGUUAAUGCAAACGAAGUGAAGGAAGUGAGUGUGUCUCGUCGAAAUACCAAGCCUAUUGUGGAAGGCCGGUCUGUGGAUGAAAACAGACCAAUUCGAGUGGUUGUUAUUGGUGCCGGUAUCUCUGGAAUACUCGCAUGCAUUCGACUUGUCCAAAGGAUAGAGAACCUCGAGCUUUGCAUUUAUGACAAGAACGCCGAUAUUGGAGGGACAUGGUUCGAGAAUCGGUAUCCCGGAUGCGCCUGUGAUAUUCCUGCCCACACUUACCAACUUACCUUUGAGCCCAAUAAGGAAUGGUCAUCCUUCUACGCACCUGCACCUGAGAUACACCGUUACUGGCAGAGAGUUGUUGAGAAGUACGGAUGUAUGAAAUAUAUCAAAUUGAAGCAACAGGUUACCGGUGCGGAAUGGGAUGAAAGGACCUCGAAAUGGCUACUUCAAAUCCAUAGCUUGGAGGAUGGGGCUAUAUAUGCCGAUACAAGCGAUGUUGUUAUUCAAGCAACUGGGUCCCUGAAUAACUGGAAGUGGCCCAGUAUACCUGGUCUACAUGAAUUUGAGGGAAAGCUGCUGCAUAGCGCUUCUUGGGAUGAGGGAUAUGACUACACCAAUAAGCGCGUCGCUGUUAUUGGAAAUGGGUCUAGUGGUAUUCAGAUCGUGCCAGGAAUUCUCCCCAAUGUGACACAUAUUGAUCAUUACAUGCGAUCCAAGACCUGGAUUUCGCCGACUUUUGCAAGAGAGCACAUAGACAAGCGUGGUGACGGGCUAGAAAACUUUGACUUUACCCCAGAGGAAAUUGAAACUUUCAAGACAGAUCACCAAGCUUAUCAAAAGUUUCGUAAAGAGGUUGAACUUCAGUUACAAUCCGUCCAUGGAUCUACUCUAAUGGGAAAUCCAAUGCAAAUCGGGGCACGGGAGGUCUUUGUGGAAAACAUGAAGCGGCGACUAGCCAAGAAGCCCGAAUUGGCUGACGAUUUAAUCCCUUCCUUUCCUCCGGCAUGCCGUCGGUUAACCCCAGGACCAGGCUAUCUUGAGGCUCUGACGGAUGACAAGGUUGAGAUGAUUCGAUCAGAAAUCGUCAAGGUCGAUGCCACAGGUAUUAUUACAACAGACGGUCAGCAUCGGAAAGUCGACGCGAUCAUCUGUGCUACCGGGUUUGACACGUCCCACGCUCCUCGAUUUCUAAUAAAAGGGCGUGGAGGUGUCACUCUUGCUGAGCGUUGGAAAGAAACCCCAGAGACCUACAUUUCUGUCGCAACCGAUGGGUUUCCAAAUUAUUUCAUUUCUCUGGGGCCAAACGCCGGGCUUGGAGAGGGAAAUCUGCUAAUUUUGAUCGAGAAGUCCAUUGAGUACAUGACAGAAUGUAUACGUAAGAUGCAGCGAGACAGCAUUUGUGCCAUGACUGUGAAGAGUGACGCCGUGAAGCGCUUCACGCGGUAUUGCGAUGAAUAUUUCGCAACCACAGUUUUUGGUACCAAAUGCCACAGCUGGUACAAAGGUGGCACAGAGGAUGGGCGGAUCGUUGCUCUCUGGCCUGGGUCAUCUCUUCAUGCGAUGAAAGUAUUCUCCAAUCCCCGAUGGGAGGACUUCGAGUAUGAGUAUGUCAACGAUAACCCCAGUGGGUGGUUUGGCGAUGGCUGGACCGAGAAUGAGAAGCACAAUAAGAUCCAUGUCAAUUACCUGGAUGAUGAGCAAGUCGACUUCCCCCAACCGGCGAAAGUAUAG
Penicillium macrosclerotiorum is the source of this 1761-nucleotide messenger RNA. RefSeq names its product flavin-containing monooxygenase. Gene Ontology annotation, molecular function: NADP binding; flavin adenine dinucleotide binding; N,N-dimethylaniline monooxygenase activity. The transcript has 7 exons. The record is from RefSeq and is a predicted model, not a curated record. NCBI's taxonomy places the organism in Eukaryota, Fungi, Ascomycota, Eurotiomycetes, Eurotiales, Aspergillaceae. Bases 1 to 1761 code for a protein of 586 amino acids.